Molecule: messenger RNA, 1338 nt
Organism: Rhodamnia argentea
Lineage: Eukaryota; Viridiplantae; Streptophyta; Magnoliopsida; Myrtales; Myrtaceae
Product: BAHD acyltransferase At5g47980-like
Exons: 1
Coding region: 1-1338 (445 amino acids)
Source: RefSeq, a predicted model, not a curated record
AUGACGAUUGAGGUCGACAUUGUAAAGAGAGAGACCAUCAAACCCUCGUCUCCAACGCCCCCCGAGCUCAGACACUUCAAGCUCUCUCUUUUUGAUCAGUUCUAUCCCAUCUUUUACACGCCCCUCAUUCUCUUCUACGCCGGCAGCGACCCCAGCGAAGCUGCCCAGGAGAAGUCGCGGCGGUUGACGACGUCGUUGCCAGAGGUCCUCACUCGCUUCUACCCGUUCGCGGGACGGAUCGUGGACAACUUGUCGCUGGGAUGUGUCGACCAAGGCGCUGAGUACUUGGAGGCAGUGGUAAAUUGCGAUCUCUCUCGAGUCCUCAAAGAACCUGACACGGCAGUCCUCAGGACGUUUCUCCCUGCCACAGCAGACAUCGAACGCGCCGAUGCCACGACGAUGCCGUUAGUCCUCGUGCAGGCCAACUUCUUCGAGUGCGGCGGAUCGGCAAUCGGCCUUUGCGUCAUGCACAAGGUGGCUGACGCAGAGGCACUGUGCACCUUUGUGAACGCUUGGGCUGGCACGGCCACUGGGGCCAUCACUGAGGCCAUGAUUCCGGAGUUCCGCACGGCAAGCAUGUUCCCGCCUCUGGAUUCUCUUGCCAACUCCUUUCCCUCCAUCGUGCCAGCAAAGGAGAAGUGCGUCCGGAGAAGGUUCCUCCUAGAAUCCUCAAAAGUCGCCGCUCUUAGGAAGAGAAUCGAAGGGCCCGGAGGGCCGGCGUCGACAGCGGUCGAAGCUGUGUCGGCGCUGCUCUGGAAGUGCUCGGCCACAGCAUCGAGAAAGAAGAAGGCGAAUCUCAACAAGAUGGAGACUCCGAGGACGACCAUGCUGUCGCAGACGGUGAACUUGCGGAGACGGAUGGAGCCGCAGCUGCCCAGCAACCUGGCGGGGAACUUGGCAGGGUACUUCCUGACCCGAGCGGACGAGAGGGAGAUGGAGAUGCGCGUUCUGGCGGUUCGGCUUAGGGAGGCGCUGGAGGGCUACUGCGAAAGCCAUGUGAAGAGGCUUCAAGGGGACGGCGCAUGCGCGGCCAUAUGCGAAGAAACUAAAGAGUUUGGCGAGUUGCUGGGGAAGAGCCUGGUUAUGGAUGAGAUGGACUUCUACAGCUGCACUAGCUGGUGUAGAUUCCCUUUCUACGAAGCUGAUUUCGGUUGGGGGAGGCCGGUCUGGGCUUGCCAGGAGAGUGCGGACUGCCCCAACUUUUUUAUGUUGAUGGACGCCAGGGACAGCGGUGGGAUUGAAGUUUGCUUGACUUUGCGGGAAGAGGACAUGGCCUUGUUUGAGCAGGACCCGGAUCUCCUUGAGUUUGCUUCCCUGAAUCCUACCAUUCGCGGGUGA